This is a messenger RNA of Acaromyces ingoldii, 1917 nucleotides long. RefSeq lists its product as hypothetical. The transcript is spliced from 3 exons. NCBI's taxonomy places the organism in Eukaryota, Fungi, Basidiomycota, Exobasidiomycetes, Exobasidiales, Cryptobasidiaceae. The coding region runs from base 1 to 1683 and encodes 560 amino acids. The record is from RefSeq and is a predicted model, not a curated record.
AUGUCAAAGAUCGACGCAACGCGCUACCUGAACAUGAACUUCACAAACGACGACACGCUUCGCGUCGUGUUUAGUGUCGCAGCCGCCCUGCCAGUCGUCUACAUUGGCUUCCAGGCUUUUUGGUGGGCCCUGCGCCGCUACAUGAUCGAGAAGACGACUGCGAGAAACCAGACGCAGACGAUCGGCAAGCCUCGAAAGGAUGGCAAGCUCAGGGGCACAUGUGUCGUAGCUGGUGGAAGCAUCGGCGGCCUCGUCUGCGCCCGUGCAAUGACGUUCCACUUUGAGAAGGUCAUCGUUGUCGAGCCCGACGAGAUUCUGGUCGACAAGCGAUCCCGAGUCGGACAGUGGGGACAGAUUCACGCCUUCCACAACAUCAUCGUCAAGUCGUCCGACGCCCUGUUCCCUGAUUUCCGCCGCGACGUCAAGGCCAUCGGUGGCCACUUUUUCCACCCGCACUCAAUGUACUGGCAGCUUGGCAAGGAUAUGAUGCCGUUCCCACCGAGCGACGAUGACUGCGAGGAGCUUGGCAUGACGAGAAUGGGCCUCGAGACCAUCAUCCGCCAAAAUGCUUUCAAGAAAGAGUACGGCAUCGAGUUUGUCGCUGGCACCGUGGUGGGCGCCACCCCAGACGCAAAGGGCGAGCGUUUCCAAGGUGUGCACAUCCGCCGCAACGAUGCAAAGACGAGCUACUACCAGGAAGCCGAUUUCGUCGUCGAUUGCUCGGGACCGGUCUGCGCAGGAGCCAAGUGGAUCCAGAGGCCGCUGUCUCGCGACGGCACCUCUGCCAGCGAGGUCAAGACCAAAUGGGGCCCAGUUCAGCGAUCGCAGUACUUCCCCGACGUGGCCUACUCGACUUCGGUGAUCACAAUCGACGAAAAGCUCCUCAAAGAGAGGCCGUCGCUCCCGCGCAACCCAAAGAGCUGGGACAAUGCCGGCUUCCUCCAUCUGGUGCACCCUUCGCCCUCUACGGAUCCCCGUGCUUCGAUGAUCUUCAAUGCCGAAAAAAACACGAUUGUAUUCUCUGCUGCUUGCAAGGGCCUGGCUUCUGAGCUUCCCGACGAUCUCGAGGGCUUCCGCAACUGGGCCGAGAGCAUCCAGAACACGACGGGCAACCGGUCGCUGCCCCCAUACGUACUCGACAUCAUCGACAUUGCCCAGCGAUCCAAGGACGAAUUUGGCCAUGACAUCGUCUUCAACAAGUACAAAUUCACCAACUGCCACCUGCUCAAAUACACCGAGACAAAGGUUCCUCACAACUUUGUUGCUGUCGGCGAUUCCCUCGUCAGGGUCAACCCCAUCUUUGGCAUGGGCGUCUCCAAGGCCUUUGUAGAUGUCCUCACCCUGGACCAGAUUCUGCGCGAGAAGGCUUCGGCUUCUCGCGGGAUCCCCGACCGUCUCUCCAAGGCUUACUUUGCAAAGGAACUGCCUCGCGCAGACUGGCUUCUUCAGAUGACCAAGGACCUUGACUUUGGAUGCAGCUACGUCAAGCCCCUGGACCCAGGCUCGAAGCUGUCUCACGGCGCACCCUUCCGCUGGUUCGUCGACGGCAUUCUCACCGUGGCCGCUCGCAACCCUAGCGUCGCAAAGACGGUGGGACGCGUCUUCUUCUUCGAUGCUCCUCCCCUCGAUCUCAUGGCUCCCAGCCUUGUCUUCAAGGCCGUCAAGGCAAACCUAUUCGGCUAAUAGUCUCUUCGCUCGAGAGACUCGCGCCUACAAACCCUCUUUCGCUCCCCUUUCCCCCUCGUUCUCUUCCCUCUCUGUCACCUCGCCCGACCUUUCCUACUCUCACGCCGGAAAAGAGAGCUGCUUUCCCUCCCCCUUUAGAAGACAGCUGAGCCUCUCGAAUGUUGACGUGGCACCCCUACUCGUUCCACACCCAACCUCACACCUUGUACUUCCCUCCCUUCUUCUUUGAUA